ACCUGACGUACUCCUGCCGAGGAAAUAGGAACUGUCCAAUCGACCAACACCAUAGAAACCAAUGCCAGUACUGCAGACUAAGAAAAUGUCUCAAAAUGGGCAUGAGGAGAGAAGUAUCUGUGCAGAGAGGGCGAGUGCCCCCGACGCAACCAGCGGGGCUCGCGCUGCCCGGCCAGUACGCACUGGCGAACGGCGACCCCUCCGCUGGUCUCAACAGCCACCCUUACCUAUCCUCCUACAUCUCUCUGCUCCUCAGAGCAGAACCUUACCCCACCUCCCGGUACGGGCAGUGCGUCCAGCCAGCCAACGUGAUGGGAAUAGACAAUAUCUGCGAACUAGCUGCGAGGCUACUCUUCUCCGCCGUCGAAUGGGCGCGGAACAUCCCCUUUUUCCCCGAACUCCAAGUGACCGACCAGGUCGCGUUGUUAAGACUCGUCUGGUCAGAACUGUUCGUCCUCAACGCGUCUCAGUGUUCCAUGCCCCUCCACGUGGCGCCGUUACUGGCGGCUGCGGGACUCCACGCGUCGCCGAUGGCGGCCGACCGAGUCGUCGCCUUCAUGGACCACAUCAGGAUCUUCCAGGAGCAAGUGGAGAAGCUGAAAGCGCUCCACGUCGACUCGGCGGAGUAUUCCUGUCUGAAGGCCAUCGUCCUCUUCACGACAGAUGCGUGUGGUCUAUCAGACGUGCCGCACAUAGAAAGUCUACAAGAAAAGUCCCAGUGCGCCCUCGAGGAGUACUGCAGAAGUCAGUACCCCAACCAGCCCACGAGGUUCGGCAAACUCCUACUAAGACUACCUUCAUUACGGACAGUCAGCUCACAAGUUAUAGAACAGCUCUUCUUUGUGCGAUUAGUCGGGAAAACUCCCAUAGAGACCCUGAUCAGAGACAUGCUGCUCUCCGGGAACUCAUUCUCAUGGCCGUACAUGGCGACCAUGUGACAUACGAUGUGGAGGCAGCUGGCAGCGGCAUGAUCCACGCCUUACGGCUUCCCGCCGUACCUGCCGAGCCAGCGGUUCGACCCUUUCCAAAGGUACCAGCGCGAAGCCCAGCCUGAGGACGCCGUGACCUCCUCAAGCGAAUUCCACGAAACAGAAGCGAGCGAAGAGUACUUCGGGUCCAGAACCAGCAGGGAAAGCGAGAGAGCCGAUCCCUCUUUCGAUCCCAUAUCAGCUUUCUACGCUCCGAAAUCGAACGAGGAGUUCGAGACGACUUCGGAGACUCAAAAGAACGCGCAAAAAUCCCUGAUGAUAGACAAUCUGUUAAAUAUACGACAGGAGUGUACUAUACCUGACAUGAAGUAACGUUCAGUGGGGUCCCUAGUGUAUUAGUUAAAGUUUUUGUUCCUCUGUAAAAAUAGUUUACUAUUUAAUAUUGUAAAUAAAAUGUUUUUAUUAUUGUAAAUUGAUAGUUAAGAGUUUUUCUACGAUGAUGAAUGGAUUUUUUAUUUUAUUUUUUAUUAUAUUAUAUUUCUUUCUGAUUCUUCUUUUUGUAGAGAUUGUAUAAAAUCAAUUUUGGAUUGAUAACGCAAUAAGAUGUGCAUCGGUCGUACAAUGUCGGUGUGUAGUUGUAUGUUAGAAGUAGAGAAAGGUUUUCAAGGAUUAAGAAAACUUUUAUACGACUAAAUAGAUGUGAAGAAUCCUCAUUUCCUCAAUGAUUUUAAACUGGGAGUGGAAGGUGUGUUUAUAUUCAUAUCAGAAAGAGUAAAAUGUGUUCAUCUAAUACCUUACGGAACGCGUGGCAAUGAGACUUCUUGUAAAUAAACUUUUUACUAUUUUUUUUUUAAUUUUCUCCGAUGUCUUUGGUUAGAUGACAUUCCCAGUUUAAAAUCAUGAUCAAAGAGUUUUUAUCCACAAAUAUGAUUGGACGAGGUUCUUUCUUUUUUUAUUUUCCACUGGUGCUGUCAUAACUCAAAUAUUUAAGUAAGAUUUCGUCAUUUUGUUAUUUUAUCGAUUCCGUAAAGCAUUUAUAGGUGUGUAUCGUUCCUUUAAAAAAAAUAAUAAUCAAAAAUAAUCUUUUAAAUUAAAAAUAUAAAAAUUGUUUUUUUUUUGUUUCGUAUGUUUAAACAAUAGUGAGAAAUACAAAUUAUGUACACAUAGUAACUAUACAUUUAACUUAUAGCGCAACGAUUUUUUAUAAAAAAAACGUGUAAUUGUUUUAAUUUUUUCUUUUGUCGUUUGAAUCAGUAAACUUUUGAAUUUGCAAAAUAA
This is a messenger RNA of Spodoptera litura, 2207 nucleotides long. The record is from RefSeq and is a predicted model, not a curated record. Lineage: Eukaryota; Metazoa; Arthropoda; Insecta; Lepidoptera; Noctuidae.